CUUCCCCACAGCCUCGCCCCCAUGUUCUCUACCAGUCCUAAGCGAUGGAUCCUUUGAAUCGACUGAAGCGGCGUCUGUCUAAGCGUUCAUUCCCACGCGCCUAUGAGGAUCCUACCCACCCUUAUGAAGACGAUGAAUCCGACACCGCCACUAUGGUCGAAAUCGAGCAAGACUCAAGUUUCCUCCGUCUUCCCGCCAACGUGCGGGAACUAAUUUACGGCCAUGUACUCGGCGGCACACAGAUCCGCGUAUGCGACACAAGGAAUUGCACCCGCCGUCACAAAUGUCGCUCUCGCGGACGAAAAUUCCACUUCGCUACUUACUUCCACCUCCGGAGACGGCAUUUAGCCCUACUAACCACCUGCCGCCAAAUACAUGCCGAGACUAGGCUCCUGCCGUUUGCACUAAAUGAGUUUCAUGGAUAUCACUGGGAUAUGCAACUUGCUGUCUACUACCGCCUGACGGAUGCGCAGGUCGGUGCGAUGACGAAUCUUCGCGUGUAUUUUGAAUGCAACGAUGUGAUCUAUUAUCCGGCUCUUGGUCGGCGAAGCCCGAGUGUCAACCUUGGUAAAGACGCUCUUGCCACGCUGCGUGUUCUCGGUCAUCUUCGCGGGCUGCGUAAGCUCACUGUCGAGUGGGUUGGUCCGCACGAUUGGGAGCAUGACUGGGAUAUGGUGGAGGGCAGGAUGGCUUAUCUGAUUGAGGAAGAGCUUGAGCAGAUCAGGGGCUCAUGUGAUAUUAAGGUUGUGGUAGUGGGCUGUGAUUAUGUAGAAGACCUCGAUACGGGGCCUGUGCCUGUGGUGGGUGAUAUGCAGAAGCUUGUGUCUUUUUCGGUGUAGUUGUUGCAACCAUUUGUCACUUGACCUGAGCUAUGCACACAGGCCUAAGGCAACCAAGGACACAUUUACUGCAAAAGGCAGUGUAUCGCGGUUAACUUUUAUUGUUCGAAAUCUGAAAUAAGACUUGGGGGAUUCUGCCCAGAUCUUAUGGGUAUCAGAAGCCCAUUGGACUUAGCUGUUGUUAAUACAAUCGAUCUCGGUGGC
Messenger RNA from Bipolaris sorokiniana ND90Pr, 1043 nucleotides. RefSeq lists its product as uncharacterized. NCBI's taxonomy places the organism in Eukaryota, Fungi, Ascomycota, Dothideomycetes, Pleosporales, Pleosporaceae. The coding region runs from base 45 to 839 and encodes 264 amino acids. The record is from RefSeq and is a predicted model, not a curated record. The transcript has 2 exons.